AAUGCUCUGUGCCUUGUCGGUUCCUCCGUCUUCGUAUUUACGGAUACACAGCAGUUACAGCACCUUGUAUUUCAAGGCUACAUAUUCCGUGCCCGAUAGCUCAACGCACAAGCGACAAAUCAGACAAUUGAUGAUCAACAGGUCCGUGUAGAAAUCGUCGACUGUAAUGGAAAAUUUAUCGAAUAUUAAUGCUAAUAAGAAGGCCAAGAUGCUUCCACAAAUUGUUGAGAGCAAUCCCGUUGAAACUUUGAAAACCGUAAUGAAUAAAGUAGGAUUUAAUCCUAACUAUGAGAUUACGGAAUUACCACAUUGUGCAGAGAAUCCAUGUUUUAAGUUUAUGAGCAAACUCAAUUUUCAAGGAAUCACCAUUCAAGCUUUUGGAAAGUCAAAAAAAGAAUCCAAGCAAGCUGCUGCAGUUGCUAUGUUACAAAAACUUGGAAAAUAUCCUACAGAAGAAACAAAUAUUCAAGCACCUGCUGUGGCGACAUCACAAAAAUUUGUCAAUAAUCCUGCUGUAGAAACGAGUGUUCAAGCAUCACCUCCACUGAAUUCAGUUGAAGUAACGGAGGGUAUUUUGCAAUCAUUGAAUACACUUUGUAGUAAAGAAGGUAUAGAAUUACCAGUUUACACAGAACUAGAACCUACAGGACCACAACAUUGUAGGAUGUUUUCAAUGCGAUGUACCUUAUUGUCAAUCAGUACUGAAGGCCAUGGUAAAUGUAAAAAAAUUGCCAAGCAGUAUGCUGCUAAAUUAAUGUUUGAAAAAAUAAUACAAAAUCCUAAUGCUUUCAAAAGAGGAAGAGUUAAUUUUAUUAGUACUGAGUCAAAUUCUCAAGAUCUGUUACAUAAGGUAAUAGCGAAUAAAUCAAAGAUAAAUAAUGAUAGUACUGAGUCAAAUUCUCAAGAUCUGUUGCCAAAGGAUGUAGCAAAUAAAUCCAAGCUUAAAAGUGAUGGUACUGAGUCAAAUUCUCAAGAGCUACUACUCAAAGUGAUAGUGAACGGCAGUAAGCAAAGUAAAAAUGAACAAUCAAAUCUAUCUGAAGGUAGUUCUUCUGAAGGUGGUAUUAAAAAAUUACAUCAAAAAUUGUUGCAUCGUUUGAUGAGUAGUUUUGCCGAUCCUGGAAAUACUUUAAAGACAUUACAGGCUAUACAUGCAGAAUGCAAUGAUAAUUGUUCAGAGGAAAAUAUGUCAAAACUUAAAACUGCAUUUCAAUCAUUUUUAGAUUCAGCAAAAAUUGACUUCCAUCAUAUGAUGGUUAAAACAGCAGAGCCUUUCACAGCAAUGCUUGUCAUACAAUUAAAUACAGAUCCUGAAAUUUUAAGAAUAAGCUUAGGUAGUAGCAUGGCAGAAGCAGAAUUAAGAGUCAUGGGCAAAAUAUUGGCAACUUUGGACUCUAUAGUAAAUUAAAACUAAAAGUUGAUUUUGUUUGUGAUAAUAAUACGACAUAAAAAUUGUUAGUGCUAAAUUUAAAUUUCUAAGGUUUGACUUUGUACUUUUCAUUUACUUGUUAAGAUUGAAUUGACUGAUAUUGAUAUUAUUGUGUGCCUAAAUGAAUGAUAAAAAUGAUUGGAUUAUUUUUUAAUGGUACGACUGACAUAAUAUAAGCUAACUUUAAGAAAAAUUUAAAGUUUCGUUCAAAACGAUUAUUACUUUUAAGCAUUGUAAGCAUUGUUCAAUAUGAAUUAUUAUUGAAAAGUUCAAUUUCAGGAUGUACUUAACGCAGUAUGAAACUACUUCAUAUUGAUUCAUUACGUUAAUAAAAAUUACUGUGACUCAAACCAA
Molecule: messenger RNA, 1783 nt
Organism: Trichogramma pretiosum
Lineage: Eukaryota; Metazoa; Arthropoda; Insecta; Hymenoptera; Trichogrammatidae
Exons: 3
Coding region: 167-1408 (413 amino acids)
Source: RefSeq, a predicted model, not a curated record